This is a messenger RNA of Penicillium antarcticum, 1587 nucleotides long. RefSeq names its product homoserine O-acetyltransferase family protein. Bases 1 to 1587 code for a protein of 528 amino acids. Gene Ontology annotation, biological process: L-homoserine metabolic process. The record is from RefSeq and is a predicted model, not a curated record. NCBI's taxonomy places the organism in Eukaryota, Fungi, Ascomycota, Eurotiomycetes, Eurotiales, Aspergillaceae. Gene Ontology annotation, molecular function: homoserine O-acetyltransferase activity; L-serine O-acetyltransferase activity. The transcript has a single exon.
AUGCGCUCGAUUCAGGGUGCAGCUCGUGUCGCUUCGCGCGCACUCGGAGCCUCGCCAUUGCGACAAGGCCAACCCAAGAUCACUCCCGCGGGAUCGCAUCGGACUUUAUCGGCGCAAUGGUUAGCAGCGCGACCAUUGCACACGGUGCCACCACGAAAGGCAGCAUCCGCCUCGGCAGAGUUAACAGAAAGAGACUCCUCCAACCCAGCAAUGUCAUUUCCCUGCCUGGAUGCCCAAGAAGCCCGGUCCGCACAGCUCUCCGCGCGGUCGCUCGAGUCCGGCCCUGAACCCUCAUACACAACCGGCCAACACGAAUCCUUUCACUGUGACCAACCCCUCCUCCUCGACUGGGGCGGUGUUCUCCCAGAAUUCGACAUCGCAUAUGAAACAUGGGGCGAACUGAACAGCGACAAAAGCAAUGCCAUCCUCCUCCACACCGGCCUGUCAGCCUCAAGCCACGCCCACAGCACAGCCUCCAACCCCAAACCAGGCUGGUGGGAGAAGUUCAUCGGCCCAGGCCUACCACUAGACACAAACAAAUACCACGUCAUCUGCACAAACGUCCUGGGAGGCUGCUACGGCAGCACAGGACCAUCAUCCGUCGACCCAUCUGACGGCAAGCGCUACGCUACCCGCUUCCCAAUCCUGACCUUAGACGACAUGGUGCGCGCUCAAUUUAGACUCCUAGACGGCCUGGGAAUCAAGAAGCUAGCCGCCUCCGUCGGCUCCUCCAUGGGCGGCAUGCAGAGUCUAGCAGCAGGCGUGCUCUUCCCAGAGCGCGUUGGCAAGAUCGUCAGCAUCAGUGGCUGCGCCCGCAGCCACCCAUACAGCAUUGCGAUGCGGCACACGCAGCGCCAGGUCCUGAUGAUGGACCCGAACUGGGCGCGCGGGUUUUACUACGACGCUAUCCCGCCGCACUCGGGUAUGAAGCUCGCGCGUGAGAUCGCUACUGUGACGUACCGCAGUGGACCGGAGUGGGAGAUGCGGUUUGGCCGUCGUCGUGCGGAUCCUAGUAAACAGCCUGCGCUUUGUCCUGAUUUCCUUAUUGAGACUUAUCUUGACCAUGCCGGUGAGAAGUUCUGUCUUGAGUAUGAUCCUAAUAGUUUGCUUUAUGUUUCUAAGGCCAUGGAUCUGUUUGAUCUCGGUCAGGCGCAUCAGUCGGAGACUUCGAAGCGUCGUGCUGAGUCUGAGGAUCGCAUUAAGAAUGGUGGAAUCGAGCCGAGUGUUGCCGAUGCUUCGUGCAGUCUUACUCUCCCUGACAGGCCGUACGAAGAACAGCCUAGCUCGACUUCCUCUGUACCACCUCUCGAUCAGUCCGCCUCAGUUGACCAAGCUGAUGGUCCCCCGCGCGAUCUCGUCGCUGGUCUGGCACCCCUCAAGAACCACCCCGUUCUUGUUAUGGGUGUGGCCAGUGAUAUCCUCUUCCCUGCUUGGCAGCAGCGUGAGAUCGCGGAGACUCUCCGCGCCGGCGGAAACAAGAAUGUCGAGCAUAUUGAGCUUGGGGAUGAUGUCUCCUUGUUCGGCCAUGAUACCUUCUUGUUGGAUCUGAAGAACAUUGGUGGUGCCCUUGGCAAGUUCUUGCAAUAG